This is a messenger RNA of Malassezia globosa CBS 7966, 2424 nucleotides long. RefSeq lists its product as uncharacterized. Gene Ontology annotation, cellular component: eisosome filament; plasma membrane. The record is from RefSeq and is a predicted model, not a curated record. Gene Ontology annotation, biological process: endocytosis; eisosome assembly. The coding region runs from base 1 to 2424 and encodes 807 amino acids. Gene Ontology annotation, molecular function: lipid binding. The transcript has a single exon. Lineage: Eukaryota; Fungi; Basidiomycota; Malasseziomycetes; Malasseziales; Malasseziaceae.
AUGUCACUGUUCAAGAAAGCUCAGUCGGCAGUGGCGCACAACUCCAAGAUUCCCUCUCUGGGAAAUAGCGACCUGAAGCAGCUGCAGGAGAUGAUUCAUAGAGAGAAAGCGUUUGUGGCGGCAAAUGCCAAGACUGCCACCGAGAUCCAGCUUAGCUCCGAUGCGCUGAGAGCUUGGGGCAGUAACGAAGGUGAUGACUUGGAAGAUAUUUUGCCCAAGGUUGCUCUCUUGUUUGAGUAUCUCAGUCGCGCGGAGCUUCGCUACAAUUACUACGUCUCGACGAUGCGCCUGCAUCUCAAGUCUAUCCGCUCCCGAGAGGAAAAAUAUGCCGAAUUCAAAGGCAGGCGACGUGCAUUGGUCGGAAAGAUUGAAGCUAUGGAGCGAAGGUUGGCAAAGAUGGGACCUGAGAACAAGGACCUUGCGAAGGUUACGAGCAGUCUACGUGAGCUGCGCAGCGAUAUGGAAGUUUUAAACAAUGAAAUGGCAUAUGAAGAAGCAGCCUUGGGUGAUUACAAGCGCCGAACAAUAGUCGAGGCACUCAGUCUAAAAAGUGGUGGGCUUAUGGAGCUCGCCGAGAAGUCUAUCGUGAUUGCUGAGUCGUGCCGUCUGCUUGUGGAAGAAGUACCACUGAUUCCGACGGUGCCGAAUGAAGGCCGUGCCCCGUACCGCAAUGAAGCCCGGACGAACCGCCUGCUGCAGGAGGCCGUGCGACAACUCGAGUCGAUCACGUUCGAGCCUCGUGAAUCACAAAUGAAUGUUGACCGGAACCAGUCUUCACCGACAUCUUUCAUGAUCAAUUCGCGUAUGGGUGACUCUACGAACCAGUCGAUUGGCCAAAGUGCUGUUGGCGUGGCACCCGCGCGCUACAGCCCAAGCCCCGGCCCUGCACCAGGACCAAGCGCCGGACCGAAUGCGUCAAUGGGUGGUCCAGGCGCCAUGGUCGGUGGCGCUGAUGGUGUGGUAGCCACCGGUCCCAUGGGCAGCUCAGGUAUGAUGGAAGCGACCGGCCCGCCUCACUUUGCACCUGUCAGUGAUGUGGAGCAGGGAAGCCAGGGCUGGGUCGCUCCUUCCGAGCCCAUGCCGAUACAGAAUGUUACGAACAACAACGAGCCCGCUCAAAUGAUGCAGGGUGGCGUGGUUGGCGGAACCGGCCUCCCGACAGUGCAUGAAGCAGUAGAUCCCGUGCAUUCAAUGGAAGAACCAAGUCGCCGCUACGCGUCGCCGUCACAAACGAUGCCAUCGUCGGCGUCAUCACCAGGUUUCUAUGAGGAGGGACCGGAGUUUCAUCAGUCAGCCAUGUUCAACCACUCGUACGGGGGCAUGGAAGCGUCAAGACCUCCACAGGGCGCUUACCAACAACUCCUUGCUGACUCCGGCCUAAACUACGCUAGUGAUGCGAUUCCCGCGUUCCCGCCAAUGCCCCAGCCACCAUCGGCAUCGCAGCCGCUGCAUUUGGAUGCGAACAGAGCCCCUGAAGGCCGCGACAAUCGUCAAUACUUGGAAGGUGUGGGCAGCACAAAGGCGUUGCAGGCAGCGAGUGCUCAGUCCAGUCUUAUCCCUAUGCCUGAUACAUACAUGCCUGCAAAUGGCCGCGCUGCAAGCAUGUACUCGUCUGAGCCGCAUGCAUACCGCAGUCUCUCGCCGUUGGGACGGCAACACACACGUCCGCCCGUGGCGUAUGACCGCCCGUCAAGCCCAGCCAUGUCCUUGCCAUCGUCAAGGAUAAAUGCUGUCUCGCCGAGCUCCCGGGCGCCUCCCUCUUUUGAGAACCCGUCUUACGAUGACGCAACGAGAACGUCGUCAAUCCUGCCAUACGCUCCACCGACGCAGUCCGAAUCGUCUGUGCCCAUGGCGACAAUGCCAGCAGCGUCGCUUUCAGCGCCAUCUACCACUACUUCUUCGGCACCCAUUCAUCCUGCGCCUGCUCCGUAUGGGGCUGAUCCUAAUAUGACAUCGUCCUCGCCGCCUCCAUCGUAUGCGACUAAUGUGCCAACGUCGGUUCCUUCUGGAGCGCCUCUCACAAUGUCGACCACGGCGCCUCCUGCCAUGCCACCGCCGACAACAGUGCCAUCUGUCGAGUCUUCUAGCACAGUGACCGGAGCAGCGCCUUCGCUACCUUCUACCAUGUACCAAAAUGCCCCUAGCGCCGCUUCUCUAUCGUCGUCGUCGACAAUGCCGCCUCCGCAAGUCGUCAACUCUAACGCGGCAGCAGGCCCCCUAGCAUAUUUGCAGCAAGGCGUUCAGCAGCAGGGCCUCACUUCCAUCGGCAUACCGCCUUCUGCUAACGCGCCAAUCGCAGAAUCACAUGAACAGCCACCUGUGCAUGUUGAUCUGCAGGGGCCCUCCCCGUAUGAAGGCGUGCCUGUACAACAAGAGUAUGCGCCGCAAGAAUUCCAGCCUCAGUACGCGGAACAAGUUCGGUGA